AUGGGCCACGAUCUGCGGGUACAUAGUCUUGAAUACUACCAGUUGCAAGAUACUGUACAGCGGGUCAACAAACUGUCCAGACUUUUCCUGAGUUUGGAGAGGGGCAACCUGCCUUCCCAGCAGGGCAAAUCCUUGGACGAUCUGCAUGUAACUGGAGGCUUCACCAGUGAAGAGGACAGUAGCGACAGUGGGGACAGCAGUGAAGACUCCUGCGAUGAAUCCGUCGAAAACGUUUCCAAGGAGUCUAAGGAGUUAGGAGUCAAAGAGCCAGGGGAGGUGAUUGUCAGAUUGUUGCCGACAAACCUCCCACCCGGCCCCUGGGAAUUCCCACUCCUGGGGUCCCUACCAGCCAUCGUCUGGGGGCUGAGGAAAGGUUUACAGCCCCAUCAUGUUUUGGGGAGGUACGCUGAAAGCUACGGUCCGGUGUUCCGAGUGUCUAUGUUCAACAGAAAUGCAGUCAUCCUGGACGAUUUCGAGUCGACAAAGGCGGCGUUUCGGCACCCGGAGUUGAGCGACAGACCACCGGGUAUGGGAAACGGUGCUGAUUUUGGUGGGAUCGAUCCCCCGCUCAGAGACGAAGAAAGUGUUAAAAUGGGGUACAUUCCACUCGUCCAUGAUGUACCUGAGCAGAAGUUUAACGAGAGAGAAAACAGUUACACUAUAUUUAGAAUGUCCUUAGGACUAUUUAAUGCAAACACUGUAGUGGACAGGUAUACAGUGGACUUCGGAGUAUCGGGAUCCUUCGGAGAGCCAUGGAUUCAGAUGCGUCGCUUCUGCCUGAAUGUCCUCCGGGGUUUGGGUGUCGGUAAAUCGAGCUUCGAAGAGCAGAUCGGGACUGAAGGCGAGGAACUGAUGAAGGAAAUGUCUGUAUUCAACGGCAGGGCCUUCAACCCUAAACCUCUGCUCAGCAGCGCCGUGGCCAACGUCAUCUGUUCCGUUGUGUUUGGAAAGCGUUACUCUUACGAUGAUCGAGAUUUUAUGCGACUUCUGAGUUUACUGAGUAAAAGCGUUGCAGCAACCGGAACUGGUGGUGUCUUGUUUUUAUAUAAAGGUUUAACUCAUCUGCCCUAUUUCAAGUUAAAAAUGAAAAGGCUUCGCGCUGACUUUGCUCAAAUCUACAGUUUUGUGAAAAAUUUCAUCGAUAUUCGAGUAUCGGGAUCCUCGGGAGAGCCAUGGAUCCAGUUGCGUCGCUUCAGCCUGAAUGUCCUCCGGGGUUUGGGUGUCGGUAAAUCGAGCUUCGAAGAGCAGAUCGGGACUGAAGGCGAGGAACUGAUGAAGGAAAUGUCUGUAUUCAACGGCAGGGCCUUCAACCCUAAACCUCUGCUCAGCAGCGCCGUGGCCAACGUCAUCUGUUCAGUUGUUUUUGGAAAGCGCUACUCUUACGAUGAUCGAGAUUUUAUGCAACUUCUGAGUUCACUGAGUAGUGUUAUCACAUCACUCGGAUCUGGUGGUGUUCUGUAUUUAUACGAAGGUUUAGCUCGUCUGCCCUAUUUAAAGUCAAAAUUGGAAAGGCUUCGGGCUGACUUUGCUCAAAUCAUCCAUUUCUUGAGAAGUGUCGUCGACUGCCAUCGGGCAAAACUGGACCCUAACAAUCUUAACGAUUUCAUUGACGUUUACCUUGUGGAAAUGAAACGAAAUACUUCCAUGAGCGUUACUGGGGAAUCGGGUGGUGAGGCAAAGGCCACAAACUACAGCCACUUUGACGAGGAAAAUCUGCUAAACGCUUUGAGAGAUCUCUUUGCGGCAGGCGCUGAAACCACGGUCACUACGCUAGAGUGGUGCUUUCUCUACAUGGCUAUCUACCCGGAGAUUCAACUGCGUGUCCAGGCUGAGAUUGAUGCCGUGGUUGGUCGCAAUCGGCUUCCCAGAUUGGCUGAUAAACCGGGUCUGAAUCUCACCCGAGCCGUGAUCUGGGAGGUCCAAAGGAUGGCCAGUAUCGUCCCCUUGGGCUUGCCACACGUCGCCGCUUCCGAUACUCAGCUGCAGGGUUUCCUGAUCCCAAAAGAUACCAUUCUGGUUUCCAACAUGUGGAGGAUUUUCCGAGACCCGAGAAUUUGGCCCGAACCGGAGAUGUUCAAGCCAGAACGAUUUCUGAACGACGAGGGCAAGGCGUUCAAACCAGAAGAGUUUAUACCUUUUGGCGUCGGUCGCCGUAUCUGUCUGGGUGAGCACCUGGCCAAGAUGGAACUCUUUAUCUUCUUCAGCUAUUUCAUGCACCGGUUCACCUUCAUGAAACCUGCCGAUGCACCGCCGCUGACUCUGGAAGGGAAGAACAGUAUCACGUUCUCGCCUUUGCCGUUUGAGAUUUGUGCCGUGGAACGCGAUUGAAGGAUUUACAGUGCAAAUAAUAAUAACCCUGAAAUACAUAUAGGACCAUGUAAACUAAUGGUCCUUCAUACUUUCAUAGAUAAAGCAGCGUUGUGAAAUUUUAAUACAAAGAAAGUGUUUUUCUUUCGACCAGAAUGAUGACCAUGAAAACUUCCAGUCGCACAGAUGACAAUAUGUUUAAAGCAUUCUCUUUGGUAACCGACCAUGUGGCGCAUUUCAGACUUAAUUUCCCUUCACUCGAAAAUUGCCAACUGAUGCUGAUUUUUAGUCAUAUUAUACAUGUUUUAUAUAAAUAUUAUUUAGUGAAAAUUUUAUCCAUAUUUCAAUCUUUCUAACCAGCAAGUUUAUUGUUUUACUCAGCUUCCAACACUUGAAAUGAGUUUCGUCUUAUUUACUUUAAUUAAAAGCACAUAGCUGCAAUCAAUAUGUUUUAAUGCAAACUUUCAAAAUGCACGUUUCUCAGCUAAGCUUAUAUAUUAUUUUCAA
Molecule: messenger RNA, 2814 nt
Organism: Acanthaster planci (crown-of-thorns starfish)
Lineage: Eukaryota; Metazoa; Echinodermata; Asteroidea; Valvatida; Acanthasteridae
Product: cytochrome P450 2U1-like
Molecular function (GO): oxidoreductase activity, acting on paired donors, with incorporation or reduction of molecular oxygen; iron ion binding; monooxygenase activity
Source: RefSeq, a predicted model, not a curated record